ACAUCUCCGUCUCAAUUUCCCCCUUUUUCUUAAAUCUUUUUUGUUCAUUUAGUUGUCAACCAGAGAGAGCGAGAGUCCGCGUUUCUGUGUGGAAACCUCACAGGGCCACGCCAUUUCCUGGUGAAGAUAAGCUGACUGCUGACUCAUCAGAGACAAUUCUUCUUGAAUGCUGUUAUUGCCUCUGCUUGGACUGAGGAUAAAUGGGCGGCUCAAAGGAGACCCAAUACCGUCUGGGUUCACUGAUGCCUUCAUCAAAUCUUCAAGGCGGUUCAAGAAUGGACGGCAUCAAGCUCAUGAAGGAGAUGACACAGAAUAAUCGUCGGGCUCUGAGCAAUAUCAAUCAGAAUAUAAUGGAGGCUACUCAUAAGCCUUGUGUGGUCAACAGAAGAGAUCCAUCAGGAAGAUAUACAGAACAGACAGUUCAGCACUGCCCUGAAGAAACCAAAAAACGAAGCUUGUUGGCUCCGAACCCUAGUUACCAGUUGGACGGUGAUAUAACAGAUAUUGAAGAAUACGAGGGUGCUGGUGACAAUGGAGUUCCAGUGUUUGUUAGGCACACAGAAGCAAUGCUGGACGAAAUUGAGAGAUUAGAGGAAGUGGAAAUGGAGGACGUGGAGGAGCCUAUUAUGGACAUAGACGAUUGUGAUACGAAAGAUCCACUAGCAGUUGUUGAAUACAUAGAUGAGAUCUACGAAUUUUAUAAGAAAACUGAGAAUUCUAGCUGCGUCUCUCCAGAUUACAUGGCUGGCCAGUUUGACAUCAAUGAGAAGAUGAGGGCUAUCCUCGUUGACUGGCUUAUUGAGGUUCACUACAAAUUUGAGCUUAUGGAGGAGACAUUGUACCUUACCGUCAAUCUCAUAGACAGGUUCUUGGAGCGUCAGGCGGUGAUCAGAAAGAAGCUUCAGUUGGUCGGUGUAACAGCCAUGCUAAUAGCUUGCAAAUAUGAGGAGGUUUCUGUCCCCACUGUUGAGGAUUUCAUCUUGAUAACCGACAAGGCGUACAAAAGGGAAGAAGUUCUAAAUAUGGAGAAGUUAAUGAUGAACACGUUACAGUUCAGCCUGUGUGUGCCUACUCCGUAUGUGUUCAUGAGGAGAUUUCUUAAAGCUGCUCAGUCUGACAAAAAGCUGGAGCUCUUGUCAUCCUUCAUAAUCGAGCUUUGCUUGGUGGAAUACAAAAUGCUCAGGUUUUCACCAUCUUUGCUAGCUGCUGCAGCCAUUUACACAGCUCAGUGUAGUCUGUAUCAGUAUAAGCAGUGGACAAAGACUAGUGACUGGUAUACUAAUUACUCGGAAGACCAGCUUUUAGAGUGCUCAAGAAUGAUGGUUACUUUCCAUCACAAGGCUGGGACUGGUAAACUCACAGGAGUUUAUAGGAAGUACACUACGUGCAAGUAUGGUUAUGCCGCAAAUAUGAAACCAGCCCUUUUUUUGCUGGACUCUGACUGAUAUGUGUAUUAGAUAAUCACUUGCUUCUACUGCAAAUCGCAGCAGAAAUUGUACUGUUAUCUCGAAGGAAGUUUCCCUCAUGUUUUUAUCCUUCCUUUUUUUUGGUUAUUACAGUUAUGAAUGUCCUUAAAUAUCUUUUAAGGAUGUUUCUUUCUUUCUUUUUCGGGGUGCUAUUAUAGUUAAAGACAUCUUCAAGCUUUGGUCGGAUCAAUCAAUCUCCCCUCUCAAUACAGUACACUGUUGCAUUGCCAAUUUGUCCGAAUUGUGAAUCUCCCAUCACACAAUCUUAAGGCACUCGAGAUUUUAAUUUGAGUUUUC
Molecule: messenger RNA, 1763 nt
Organism: Prosopis cineraria
Lineage: Eukaryota; Viridiplantae; Streptophyta; Magnoliopsida; Fabales; Fabaceae
Product: G2/mitotic-specific cyclin-2-like
Exons: 11
Coding region: 201-1445 (414 amino acids)
Biological process (GO): regulation of cyclin-dependent protein serine/threonine kinase activity; mitotic cell cycle phase transition
Cellular component (GO): cytoplasm; centrosome; nucleus
Molecular function (GO): cyclin-dependent protein serine/threonine kinase regulator activity
Source: RefSeq, a predicted model, not a curated record